CAAGCAAAUACGAAAGCGAUAAGUCAAAAUUUAGUCAACUUCGUUGCUUAAGUUAAAGAAUAUUUGUAAAUUUUUGACUGUUUAAGUGGAAGUUGGUGGUGACAAGUGCAACUGUUAUGCACAGCUGAGAUUGCGAUGAAAAGACACAUCACUCAGUUUUUCGGAAAUAUUAGUGUAAUUACAUGGCAAAUAAAUAAAUAUUUGGUUUAAGAUGAUACUUUUUCAAUAUAUGGUCUCUAAAUGUAUUCUACUAAUUGUACUUUGCGCAAGCUCUUUGAUGAGCCACGAGGCAAAGGAUUUCGAUGAUUCUGUCCUGUAUAAAAUUGAAUUUGAUGUCCCGGAUUUAGAAAAAGACCAAGAUUUAAAGAAUCAACUGCGAACCUUCUACACUCAUGAUCACGAAAAGUAUGACUGUGUUAUCCCUGUUGUACAGGACAGCAAAGAAGAGCAAACUUCUGAGGAACCUGAACUGUCACCAUUAACAUUGCUGCAACCUUUGUUCUCAACCCAAAGUUGUUCAUACAGAAUUGAAGCUUAUUGGUCUUAUGAAAUUUGCCAUGGACAACAUGUGCGACAAUCGCACGAAGAAAGAGAAGGGAAAAGCGUAAAAUUACAAGAAUAUUAUUUAGGCAAAUGGUCGCCGGAGAAGACCGAAGAACUUACAAAAAUAUGGGAAAGUGAUCGCAAGGCAGGCAUUAAAUAUAAAACCACCAAAAUUGAGAAUACCAGAUAUCCAUACUUUGAACUGGAAAUGUCCGAUGGCACUAUGUGUGACAUUAUUGAUUCACCACGUACGACACGUGUUCGCUAUGUUUGUUAUCCUCACGGCAAGAACGAGAUAUAUUCAUUUAAAGAAACAUCUUCCUGCAAUUAUGAAGCAAUUAUUCUUACAUAUAUGCUUUGUAUGAAUCCUGCUUUCCACCCCGAAGAAUUGAAAGAGGUUUCUAUUAAAUGUUUUAAUGGGCUUACCGAUGUACAUAAACCACUAAGUAUGUUACGGCAAGAGCUUAGUGAAAUGCAAUCAGCAGAUGAUGAACUUCGCAUAUCGAAUGAUGCGAGCGCCGCUGCAAUGGCUUUGGCACGUUCAGCCGCAGCAGCUGAACGUUUAUCUUUCUUCAACAAAGUCGGACCGGAUGUUGAUAAGCUUGUUCACGAGUUAAUGAUUGGUGCUGGUGUUGAUGUACCUACGCCACCAGCAGCCGAGAAUGAAGUUUUGCCAAAUCUACCAAAAGCACCUAUUACGGACUUAACACCAAUAAAAGAAUUCAUAUCGGGUAAUAAUUGCUUGACUGGGGGUACUGGUUGGUGGAAAUAUGAAUUUUGUUACGGUCGUCAUGUACGCCAAUUUCACAAAGAUAAAAAAUUGGAGUCGGAACUAUUUUUGGGGUACUUUUCCGAAAGUUCACAUCGUCAGUGGUUGGCAAAAAAUUUGGACAAAAUGCCAAAACGUGGUGGUUAUUCCACAGCUCUUUGGCAUCACUAUGAUCGGGGUACACAUUGUGAUCGUACGGGUGCUCCGCGCGAGGUGGAUGUUAAAUUAAUGUGUACUCCGAUUAGUAGUAGUUCGAGUUCAGUUUCCAUAUAUUUGUUGGAACCAAAGACAUGCCAGUACAUACUUGUAGUAGAGUCGCCAAUUAUCUGCGAUCUGAUGCAGUUAGCUGAUGAAUACGGCUUAGUGCAGGAAGACAAUUUACAACAACUGCUUCAAAAAAACACAUUGUCAAAUGAAGAAACUACAAAAGAGUCAUCUACGACAACAGCCAAACCUGCCGGUGAAGCUGAAGCCGUAGAGAUAAAUAAUGUGUUACCCGACGCAGUAAUACCACAAGAUGUGCUUGCAUGAAAACUAAUAUUUAAUAUGUAAUCAUAAAUAUGUAGUACUACAUUCUGAUUGAGUGAUAUGUUAAACAAUUUUCACCAUAAUAGCUUAAUAAUUAAAAUUUUAAUUUUUAAAAUUAGAAAAAUAUUAAAUUUUAUACCAAUUCAAAUUAAGAGUACAUUGGCGGUGGAAUUUCAUCUGGACCAAUUUCUUUUUUAUGUCCCCUUGCGAAACUUUGUUGAUCGGAAUGUAUUUCUGCAAUUACUUCUGUAAAUAAUUUGUCCCAUUCCCAUUCUUCGUCCGGUUCAUCUAAAGUUUCGGGCAAUUUUAAACAGCGUGUCAAAAUUGUAAGAUCAAUAUUUUCCAAUGAAGCAAAUGCGCUCUGAUUCAAUAAAUCCGAAUUGAUUUCGCUCAAAGUGUUUAAACGUUGAGGGUUAGAACUGUAACGGAAGCCUUGUCAAUAUAUAAAUUUUUAUACUUUUUGCUUGUGUACGAACAUAGGUGGUUCAACAAUUUCAUUAAGUAAAAUUUCAUCUUUUAAAUCGUCCAUGUCCGGAAUAGUCGGUAUUUCAUCUCGCGGCGGUGAGCCGACAGGAGACUUUGCGAGAGACACACUUUGAAAGCGUUCACUAAAAGCGAACGCAUGAAAAUAUCAAUAAAAUUAUUUUAUAACUUAAAUAUGUAAAUGUGUGUGUGUUAAUUCUUUUCAAACUCACUCAUCAAAUGAGGCUCCCUUUUUGGACCUAAAAUAUAAUUGUAUAAGAGAUAAGAUAAAUAAAAGUUUUUAUUUGGCCCAA
Molecule: messenger RNA, 2616 nt
Organism: Bactrocera dorsalis (oriental fruit fly)
Lineage: Eukaryota; Metazoa; Arthropoda; Insecta; Diptera; Tephritidae
Product: endoplasmic reticulum lectin 1
Exons: 6
Coding region: 212-1843 (543 amino acids)
Biological process (GO): endoplasmic reticulum unfolded protein response; retrograde protein transport, ER to cytosol
Cellular component (GO): endoplasmic reticulum lumen
Source: RefSeq, a predicted model, not a curated record